Molecule: messenger RNA, 219 nt
Organism: Geodia barretti
Lineage: Eukaryota; Metazoa; Porifera; Demospongiae; Tetractinellida; Geodiidae
Source: the annotation of a GenBank genome assembly
AUGAGCGACGACAGCAUUCUCAAAAAAUUUGGCGAGCGAGUACGCCAGCUUCGAAAAGCUCGGGGGUUUUCGCAACAAUCCUUUGCGGCGACGUGUGGGCUUGAUCGAACUUAUAUUGGAGGAAUCGAGCGCGGGGAGCGCAAUGUUGCUUUGCGGAACAUGGAGGCGAUUGCCAAAUCCCUGGGGCUUUCCGUUUCCGAGCUUACAACGGGACUGUGA